UUAAGAAGAAGUUCAAGAAACAGAGUGCAUAAAAGGUACAACAAGAAACAUGGACCCACGAGCCUUGUCCUUCUCCGUUCUCGUCAUCCUCAUUGCAGCGUCGACUUUGGCCAAUGGUUACUCUCCUCCGCCUCCAACCACCGCAUACCCCGCCGUGAAAACUGUGGAAGCGGCGGUGGAAGGAAUGGUGUAUUGCCAAACCUGCGACAAAUACGGAUCAUGGUCGUUGGCCGGAGCAGAAGCCAUAGCCGGAGCUAAAAUCAGCAUCAUUUGCAAGAACCACAAGCAACAAGUGAGCUUCUACAAAGUCUUUCAGACUGAUUCCUACGGCCAUUUCUACGGUGAGCUCAAAGGUUUGAAAAUGACUCCACAUUUCUUGGACCAUCCUCUUCACGCUUGCCGUGCCAAGCUCGUUUCGUCUCCUCGUGAAGACUGCAAUCUCUUCUCCAACAUUAACAAUGCUCUCGAUGGUGCUUCGCUCCGGUAUGAAGAGAAGAGGCUCAAGUGGACGAACUACGAGGCUGUGAUUUACGCCGCUGGUCCAUUGGCCUUCCGUCCAGACCAUUGCCCCGCGACUGCACCGCCUGCUUACUGAUUCGGGUUUAUGUUUUUGAAGAUCAUUGUAUACUAAAUAUAUAAGAAAAUGUUAUUGAGUUGGUUCGUCUCUUUUUCUUUUGGUUUUGUCAAUUGUUUGUAACAUGAGUUCCGUGUUGAGUAAUAUUGUUAUGGGACUCUUCUGA
Molecule: messenger RNA, 740 nt
Organism: Eutrema salsugineum
Lineage: Eukaryota; Viridiplantae; Streptophyta; Magnoliopsida; Brassicales; Brassicaceae
Product: non-classical arabinogalactan protein 30
Exons: 1
Coding region: 50-595 (181 amino acids)
Source: RefSeq, a predicted model, not a curated record